AUGGCCUCUACAGAUUCAAUUAUCAGUAUUUCUUCUAUAAGAAAAGGAUCAGCCCAUGCGGAUGCAUCAAGGAGAACCGUCCAAGCAACUGAAAAAGAUAAUGAAUGGUUCAUUGAGAUUCGUGAUGCCCUCAACCUUGACCUUGAGAGCGACUAUGAAAUGCCUGUUUGCAUCUUUCUGGUGCCCAAGCCUCUUGUCGAUGUGAAGCCCGAAGCCUACAGGCCGCAGCUGAUAGCAUUGGGACCUUAUCACCAUUUCCAGCCUGAGCUCUAUGAGAUGGAGCAUUACAAGCUUGCUGCGGUCAAGAGGGCAAUCACGCCAGUAUUCCAGCUCUCUGAAUUUGAAAACCUCAUUGAAGAGAUUGUCAAGCAAGUGCCACAUAUCUGCAAGUGUUAUCGUGGCUUAACUGCUCCUAAUCAUGAUAUAAUAUCCUGGAUAAUGGCCAUUGACGGUCUUUUCCUGCUUGACCUGCUGAACACUUUUAUCAACACAGGAGAAAUUUCUCAACAGUCUACAGGGAAAAAGCAGCCCGAGGCUUAUGCCAUACUUAAAGAUGUACUGAAGCUCGAGAACCAGAUUCCCAUGUUCGUUUUAAAAGUGAUCCUGGAAAGGAUCAACUACUACUUCCCCGGCCAACUAUUGUAUGACAUGUUGAAGAAAUUUUGCGACGAGGUCUCCCCGAUCAAAUUGGAGUGGAGUACCACCACUCGAACGCUGGACAAAGUCUUAGAGCACCAACAUUUGUUGGAUCUUCUGUAUCAUUCUAUCACGUUUAAAAAGGAUAAUGGCGAGACACACCCUGAUGGCUUAACCAAAGAACCCCCCUGCCUCCGACCAGAGGAUUUGCCUCCCAACGGCGAACCAAUUACCUGUGCUGUCUUGUCUGACCUAUUGAAAAUGUUCUCGAGUCUGAACCUUGGUAAUUUCACAAAAAAAGUGCUUACGUUAAUUACAAAGGUACUGGGGCUCAUCCAUAUACCAACCAUGGCAUUUUUUAAAGAGAAGAAAGUUUUGAUUCCUUCGGUGUCUAAACUCUGCCGCGCUGGAUUGAACUUCUGCUCCACAGAUGGUGGCACUGCCAAUGUUAGAUUCGACGCUGACACCAAGACAUUUUACCUUCCUAUUAUCACUUUGAAGCAUACCUCAGACGUGGUAAUGAGAAACUUGGUGGUCUACGAAACUAUGGCGAAGUCAAAGACAAAGUCCUUGAAUUUCAAACGAUACACCGAACUGAUGAGCGCGAUUGUCGAUACCAUCGAAGACGUUGAGCUGCUUAAGAAGGCCGGAGUCCUUACCACAGUCCCUAAUAAACAAAAAGAGGAGGCCGAACCCCUUGAGAGCGAUAUUUUAAGUGAUGCUGAGAUUGUGGAAAUCUUUAACGAGAUGACAAAAACAAUGGAGUCAAAAGAUUGGGUAAUCGACAAAGCCAUUGGAGAAGCUAACAAAUGUUACAAUAACACAGAGAAGGUGAAGGCUUAUAGGCUAAUGAAGAGGUACAUCUACUCUUCCUGGAAGAUUCUUACGCUUUUUGCUUCUCUGCUGCUUUUGUUGCUGACGGCCUUGCAAGCAGUUUGCGAUGUCUACAGCUGUCCUAGUGUAUUCCAUACAAUCAAGAAAACAUGA
Molecule: messenger RNA, 1623 nt
Organism: Theobroma cacao (cacao)
Lineage: Eukaryota; Viridiplantae; Streptophyta; Magnoliopsida; Malvales; Malvaceae
Product: putative UPF0481 protein At3g02645
Source: RefSeq, a predicted model, not a curated record